Mesorhabditis spiculigera is the source of this 1011-nucleotide messenger RNA. Lineage: Eukaryota; Metazoa; Nematoda; Chromadorea; Rhabditida; Rhabditidae. The record is from the annotation of a GenBank genome assembly.
AUGGGUGUGCAACUGGUAAUCUCGUUGUACACGAUCAUGCUGUCGCCGGCGUUCGUGCUCUUCAUCAAGCUGGUAUCCGGAGAUCCGUUACGAAUAAUAUUAUUCGCGCUAGGCGCGUUCUUCUGGUUGCUAGCCCUCCUCGGUUCCGGUAUCUUCUGGUUUGCGGUGUGGCCGCUGCGCGACUGGAUGAGCUUGAGCCUAUGUGUAAUGGUCAUUACACAGGAACUGGCCCGUAUCGCUCUCUUCCACGUGAUCAAAAAGGCACAACACGGCUUCAAUCAAAUGGCCCACGAGACGCGGGAGCUGCGGCAAGCUGGCGGAAAUGCGCCCGUGGUUCGAGUGACCCCACCGGCAUUCCAUGAUCUUCACAAUGCGCGUCACUUGCUGGCUGUCGUCACGGGGUUGGGCCAAGGUGUUGUCGCCGCGCUCUUCAUGAAUAUGAACAUAUUUGCUGCGUUGUCGGGGCCGGGCAGUAUUGGGUUGCCGUAUCUUCUAAAUCGGGACUCAACUAAAUAUUUCAUGGAGCCGGACCGCACGGUUCCGUACUAUUUCGCCAUCUGCGGAAUGUUCGUCACACUUCUGAACGCAAUGUGGUCCAUACAGAUCUGGGACUCGUGCCACAAGUUCUACUACCGGCCGCAGCACUGCAAGUGGUACGAAGGCGCCGUCGUUGCCAUUCUCACACACUUGGCCUUGAGUGGAAUGUCGUUCAUGAACCGCAACGGCUACCAACUGCCGUACCUAGCCAUCCAGCUCUUCUUCUUCUUCGGAAUCUUCCUCCACGUCAACAAACUGAUGGGCGGCAACUUUGGAUCGUUCUUGGCAUGGGUCUACUUCAUGUUCCGCGAUUGGGUGAAGCUGCUCUGGCUCCGACAGCAGUACUGCAAACUCAUGGGAAAGCCGCUGCCCGAGGCGUCGCCGCGCGGAGAAGACCAAGAGAUGGUAAAUAUCCGCCUCCAUCACGAGACUCGUGCGGAACGUAGGCGCCAACUGGGACCGCCGAUUGAAUGC